Molecule: messenger RNA, 879 nt
Organism: Glarea lozoyensis ATCC 20868
Lineage: Eukaryota; Fungi; Ascomycota; Leotiomycetes; Helotiales; Helotiaceae
Exons: 2
Coding region: 1-879 (292 amino acids)
Source: RefSeq, a predicted model, not a curated record
AUGUUUGAAAUCCCGGACGCGAAACGGAUACGGCGCAGCGACAUCGGCGUGGACGAGCCGUCUGACGAUGAGGGGUCGUCCUCUCCGGAUCCAGAACUCGAGAGGGAGUUGCAGCACCGAUUAGCCUCUCUGUAUGGUCCCAUACCGUCGCCGAAUAUGUCAAACACCAGGCCAGAAAAUCAGACGGCGGAAGAGACGGUGGAUGGUGCGCAAAGCGAGCAGCCCGACGACGACGAACCACAAGAAUUCGAGUUCCGUCUCUUUUCCACUCCUACCAAUACCACAUCCGAACCAAUACAUGCGCAAAAAAUCAUACUUGAUGAUGAUGACUCUGGGAAAGGCAAUGGAGGCUUCGUGAUACCGCGGCGGAAUUCCGAUUACUACUUCACAACGAGCGCCCAAGGCGAGGCGAAAUGGGGAUUCGAGCAUGCGGCGGUAAAUGGAGAGGACGUGUUGAAAGCACAAAAACAGAGAGCAUGGGGCUUGGAGGUGCCGUGGAGGGUUACGGUCAUAAAAGUUCCUGGAAGGUUAAAGCAGAAGAAGACUCUUGGUACCAGAUCCGCGGUUACGGAGCUCAAUGAUGGAGAGGUUAAGCGAAGGAAACCUGGAAAGAAACACAGGAUCAUAAUCAGGAAACGGACUAAGCAAAUGGCAGAAGCUGAAGAGAAGAAGAGAGCGGAAGCGGCUCUGAAAGACGAGACGGAGAGGGAGAAACGGACAAGGCGGAAUAGAGAGAAGAAGCUUAAGAAGAGGCAGAAGGAGAAGGAUGAGAAGGCUGCUAGGAAAGCUGGAGGCCUUGCUGAGGAACCUGAGGGCCAAAUGCCUGCGAGUAAAGCUGAUGGGGUAUCGAAUGCCGGGACAGACGAUGAUGGGGAGUAA